UAAUAGUGACGAUGGCGUCCACUGAUCAGCAGUCCCUGCUCGACUUGACAGAUAAGGAGACCCGUGAGAAGCUGUCACAGUGGGACCGCCGCCUGGACGCCAUGGCUCCCCUCACGGGCAAGCAGACGGACUCCGUUCUGGAGAUACGAACCGCCGCCGAGACGCUCGCUCUCCCCGCCGAGUUACCCAUCGAGGACCUGGGCAGCCUUUCGUCUCGCUCCCUUCAGUCUUCCUUCACCGCCACCAUACCCCAGUCAACAGAGGACGUCCUCCACAAAGGCUUCCAGAUGCUCCGAAUGGACAACGACCGGAUAGAAACUGCUCAACAGUUUUUUGCCUGGUUUGCCAAGUUACAAGCGAACAUGGACCAGGAAGAGAGUGCAAAAUACAGGCAAACACGAGACGAUCUGAACUGCUACCAGGAGCAAUGUGAUGCUAUUUUGAAAGAUGUCAGUGCUGCUCUGGAGCAGCUGGAUUCCCUGCAGAAACAGUACCUGUUUGUCUCCAACAAGACGGGCACUUUACACGAGGCUUGUGAACAACUUUUAAAAGAACAAGCAGAGCUUGUUGACCUUGCAGAGAACAUACAACAGAAACUCUCCUAUUUCAAUGAGCUGGAACACAUAAACACGAAACUGAACUCACCUACCUUGUCUGUAAACAAUGAAGGCUUUAUACCGAUGCUGUCCAAACUAGACGACUGCAUUGAUUACGUUUCUUCACAUCCAAAUUUCAAAGACUACCCUGUUUACCUGGCCAAGUUUAAACGGUGUCUCUCCAAAGCCAUGCACUUCAUGAAGGUCCACAUUGUAAACAGUAUGCAAAACCUCUCAAGCGCUUUAACAAAAAGGGAUCCAAUGGGUUUGGCAAACGCAGACAACGCCUUUACACUUUACUACGUUAGAUUUAGAGCCGCUGCACCAAAAGUUCGAUCGUUAAUUGAACAGAUAGAACAGCGGGCAGCCAAGAUUCCAGAGUACCAUCACUUGUUGGAUGAAAUCCACCAGUGCUACCUGGACCAGAGAGAGCAGCUCCUCAGUCCAAGCAUUACUUCCACCAUCACAGAUCUGACCCAACAGAACAGCAAAGACCACUGCGCCCUGGUCCGCAGUGGCUGUGCCUUCAUGGUUCAUGUGUGCCAGGAUGAGCAUCAGCUUUACAAUGAGUUCUUCUCCAAGCCCACACCCAAACUGGACGAACUGCUGGAGAAGUUGUGUUUAUCUCUGUACGACGUUCUGCGCCCUCUAAUCAUCCACGUCAUCCACCUGGAAACUCUGUCGGAGCUCUGCGGCAUCCUCAAGACUGAGAUGCUGGAAGACCACGUUCACCACAACGCCGGGCAGCUGGGAGCAUUUGAUGCCGUGGUCAAGCAGAUGCUGGAGGACGUGCAGGAGAGACUCGUCUACAGGACGCACAUUUACAUCCAGACAGACAUCACGGGCUACAAGCCUGCCCCGGGGGAUUUGGCCUAUCCUGAAAAACUGGAGAUGAUGGAGAGAAUCGCUCAGAGCUUGAAGGAAGAGCAGAUGAAGCAAACGUCCCAAGCGACCGUCUUUUCCGAUGUUCAGCUGGAGGAUCCGGACGGGAGAAAAAACAGUAACGCCGGACUUGCAGGGAAACCAGAGGCAUCCCGUCUGCAGGCAUCCGUCUCACCCGCCGAUUUACACGGCAUGUGGUACCCUACGGUCAGACGGACGCUGGUAUGCCUGUCCAAGCUGUACAGAUGUAUAGACAGAGCUGUCUUCCAGGGCUUAUCUCAAGAAGCCUUAUCUGCCUGCAUCCAGUCCCUGCUGAGUGCUUCUGAUAGCAUCCUUAAGAAUAAGACACAAAUAGACGGGCAGCUUUUCCUGAUCAAGCACCUGCUGAUCAUGCGUGAACAGAUUGCUCCAUUUCACACCGAUUUCGCCAUCAAGGAGAUCUCGCUGGACUUGAAGAAAACUCGAGACGCUGCCUUCAAAAUCCUGAACCCGAAGGCUGUUCCCAAAUUCUUCCAGUUUAACAGUCACAACGCCCUUCUCGAAUUCCUGUUGGAGGGAACCCCUGAGAUAAAGGAGCACUACAUUGACUCCAAGAAAGAUGUGGACCGACACCUGAAGUUCAGCUGCGAGCAGUUCAUUCAGCAACAGACUCAGAUCUUCACGGGGAACCUUGAGGAGUUUCUCACCAAGGUUGCAUCACUGAAAACCAUGGCCAUCGAGGGCGGCCCCACGUACAUGCUGUAUAAGCAGCCGUGGGCUCAACCCGCAAAGCUCAACGAUCUAGUGAUGGCAACCUAUCGGGUGAUGAAGAACAAGCUGCCGAGCACGCUGCAGAGCAUGUCCUUGUACUUGGCCAACAGAGACACAGAGUUCAUCCUUUUCAAGCCUGUGCGGAAUAAUAUCCAGCAGGUAUUCCAAAGGCUACACACUUUGCUCCAGGAGGAGUACAGCGGGGAGGACCUCCAAAUCAUCGCAUGUCCAUCAAUGGAGCAGAUUAACCUGCUGCUGUCUGUGAAUAAGUAAUGAUCUGAAGUCUUCUGCUUGUGAUGUCGCACAUUGAGCCGCGGGACUAAGAGGGGGCGACAGGAGCCGCACUCGGAGCUGCUACGAGCCUAUAGAGCCAAAGAUGUAGUCGGCAGUGUGCUGAGCCAUGCGGCACGAGUCAAGAUCUCUCCUUUUUGCUUUGUUUGAAACACGGGGUGUGAAAGAACCGGGCUGCAUCUCACUUAACACAGGGCUCUUGACUAACUUUUUUUGCACUGGUUGAACUGGUGCGCCUCACUUUUUUUUGUUGUUUUUUUGUUUUUUUUGUUUUUCCCCCCUCCCCUUCUCCCUCCCCCUUCUUUUUCAACUACAUCACAUUUAACACUGCAGUUUUACAGGUUGACAAAAAAAAAAAAUUGCAGCCUAUCUUUUCAGGCAAUAUUGAAUGGUAAAUGUUGAACUAACAAUCUGGUCAACAAAGUUCUUUAUUUGAAGCACAAUUCCACAAGACUGGUAACUUAAUGCUUAAAGUGCUCCGUGUCAGAGCGUUGGUUGGGAGUUUCUGGCAAAUCAGGCCUUCACGAAGAAGUUGUCAAUUGUUCUUUUCAUUUUAUCAUCUGUGGCUAUUUCCACACUAAAUCUGAUAGGCCUACUAGGUCACUCACCUAGGCCUGUCACUAUGGGGGAAAAAAAUUGGAGGGCAGUAAAUUUUCCCAGAAACUAUCACAAAAGUACGCUAGCAGCUCUUUCUGUUUGACAGCAGUGCGCACAGCCACGGCCAAUCAGAUGUGGGCCCUGCCCUUCAGUGUCUCUGAUUGGUUUGGAGACCAGAAUGGGUUUAAUGUCUCUGCCUCCCUCUCCAUCAAAUGGCUGGGCGUACCUGUGUGACCUCUUCCUUUUAAUUGUUUUUUAGAUUUCUUUUAAAAAAAAAUUUUUUUAGGCGCACCGUUGAGAAAUUAGGGCUUAUGUGCCACCAAAUUAGUUGCACUGUAGAGCCCCGUAGCAGCAAAAAUGGUAAACAAUAACGCGGACUUGCCCACAGUAAUGGUACGUGGCCAGCAAGAUGAAUAUAUUGGAGUGUUCAGACGAGGACUCUUUGGGUGUGUGAAUAGCGGAGCUGGAGGGCUGUUCAUCAGUCAUUCAGCUAACGGCCAGUAAGGCAGCUUGGCUUCUGAUUCCCUUGAUGGCAAUUGGGAGGAUAACGAGAAAAAUACUGCAAAAUCUUUUAUUUGCAUAUUUUAGCACAGUGCUUGCAAUGUGUAAUAACUUUUUUGCCUGUGCUAUCAAAUGCUCAGGUUUGUGAUCAUAGUCAAUUAUGUUAAGAUCUUCUGUUGCAAGGAUGUAAAAAGGACAAAUGCUAUGUUUUAUACUUGAUUUUCUUUUAUACCUAGUUUAAAAUUAAUACAAGUUGAUGGGAAAUGAUGUAUAGCGCUACAAUGAUGUGUACAGUUGUACUAUUUAUGAACAUUCUGAUUAAAACUUUCUU
Messenger RNA from Phycodurus eques (leafy seadragon), 3948 nucleotides. RefSeq names its product component of oligomeric golgi complex 3 (gene cog3). Gene Ontology annotation, biological process: intracellular protein transport; intra-Golgi vesicle-mediated transport; Golgi organization. The transcript has 23 exons. NCBI's taxonomy places the organism in Eukaryota, Metazoa, Chordata, Actinopteri, Syngnathiformes, Syngnathidae. The coding region runs from base 12 to 2501 and encodes 829 amino acids. The record is from RefSeq and is a predicted model, not a curated record. Gene Ontology annotation, cellular component: COG complex; membrane; cis-Golgi network.